ACACAAAAAUUCAUGACAUAGAGCCAUUGAAGAUUAAACACGAGACAUUAAUUUCUAAUAAAAAAGAAUUUAAGAAAAGGACGAAAAAGAAAACCAGAAACUAUUAAGAGACGGUCAUCAGCGGCUUCAGAAAUGAUCAGAGUCAUUCAAGCAAGACCGACAGUAUAGAUGGGUGUUUCCAAUAAGAUGUCUCCGACUUUUAAGUUUUAUUAGGCUAGAGCUAUCGUUGAACAGGACCUAAAACCUACACUUGUGUACGUUAUCUUUAAUUUAUUGGCGGUUAACGAAGGAUUUCCCCACAUCGUCUGCUGGGAAAUUAUAGACAAUGGACAAUCCUGCACUCUCUCAGGAAGAUGGCACGGAGCUUAGAAAACGUCCCGUUAACAACGGAGAAGCUCCACAUGUUGAAGUGGAAACGAAAGGAAUCAAACUCCAGCGUAACUUAGGACUGAUCAGCGGUACCUCCAUUAUAGUGGGCACCAUCAUAGGUUCUGGGAUCUUCAUUUCUCCCAAAGGAGUCCUCCAGGAGACGGGAUCUGUCGGCCUUAGCCUCGUGGUAUGGGCCGCCGGGGGCAUGCUAUCUCUCAUGGGGGCCCUUUCCUACGCUGAGUUGGGAACUCUGAUCACCAAAUCUGGCGGCGAGUACCCGUACAUGAUGGCGGCCAUGGGACGAGUGGUGGCCUACCUCUUCGCCUGGACCAAGAUCAUUGUCUUAACUCCUUCCUCCAUGGCCAUCAUCUGUCUGACCUUCGCCGAGUACGUAAUGUCCUUGAUGGAGUUCUGUGGAGAACCCCAGAUACCCAAGAAAAUGAUUGCAGCGUUGGCAAUGAUAACGCUUGCAAUAGUCAACUCCUGGGACACGAAACUAGCUGCCAGCGUGCAGGUCUUCUUCACUGGGGCCAAACUAAUCGCCCUCGUCAUCAUCGUCAUCGGGGGCCUGGUCUGGCUGGGCAAAGGAGAAGUAGAGACACUCCAGAAAGGUUUCGAGGGUUCCACUAACUCCCCAUCAGGCGUGGCCCUGGCUUUCUACGACGCCCUGUGGGCUUACGACGGGUGGAACAAUUUGAAUUACAUUACAGAAGAGCUGAAAAACCCAUACGUAAAUCUCCCCCGUGCCAACGUGCUGGGUGUCCUCCUGGUGACUGUUAUCUAUGUGCUGGCCAAUAUCUCCUACCUGGCCGUCCUCGGGACCGAGGGGCUCCUCAACUCUAGCGCUGUGGCUCUGGAAUGGGGAGAAGUAGUGCUAGGGAAAAGAGUUGCCGUCAUCAUGCCGCUGUUUGUCAUGUGUUCCACAUUUGGUGCUGCUAACGGGUCUCUGUUUGCUGGAGUCAGAACACUGUACGUUGCCGCCCGAGAGAACCAGUUCCCGGAAGUACUGUCUUACGUCAACGCACGACGUCUGACCCCAAUUCCUUGUAUCAUCUUUACGACUAUUCUUGCUCUACUGAUGUUGAUUCCUGGAGAUAUUGGGAGCCUCAUUGACUUCUUCAGCUUCGCCGCCUGGAUGUUCUACGCUCUGGCCAUAGUGUCUCUGAUCAUUCUGAGAUUUACCAUGAAAAACGAGCAUAGGCCCAUAAAGGUGUUUAUCCUGUUCCCAAUCAUCUUUCUGCUUUGCUCCCUUUACCUGGUGGUGGCUCCGAUUAUUCAGGACCCCAGAGUAGAGUUCCUGUACGCCUUCCUCUUCAUCGUUGGAGGGCUGGUGUUCUACGUCCCACUCGUUCACUUUAGAAUCCACAAGGGCUGCUUUGAUCCUGUCACGUUAUUUGUUCAACUGUUCAUGGAGGUCGGACCAAGUCCGUAUGUUCCUGACUUUGAAUAAUUCUCCGUGAAAUCAGCGGCCAUUUAGAAUUGGAAAUCCAUUAGACAAUGUUUGACAUGAUGUGAAACCACGAGAAAUGCACACUCUUAAACAAUUAGUAUUCCUAUAUCUACUGUAUGUGAUAUCAAUAUGUUUUGUCUCGGGUAUGUAACUAUUUACCUAUAAUUUAGAUUAAUUUUUAUGUGGUUGCGUUAGUGAUAUUUAACGAUCAAUUUUAUUUUUUAUUUAUGUUUAAUUAAACUAAUUGAUACAGGUAUUCCUAGUCAGCACUAUAGAAAUAGGUUAUGAAAUAAAUAAAUAUGUAAUCUGUCCAAGAUUACUGUUUUCAGUCACAUUAGAGCUUUAACGAAGAUAUACAUAACUGUCAAAGAAAUAAAAUUAAAAUAGAUUUAUGUGUAAGGAGAAAAUUCAAGAUUCUUCAUUGAUCUUUUUUUCUUUUUCUAUAUUUUUAAUACAUAUUUCUUACGGAGAUUAUAAUGAAUAAAUUUAACGUUUUUUUUAUCAUUUAGAUGGUCGUUUAAAACGCAAAUGUUUUCAAGUUAUCAUCUAAAGGUCUUUCAUAUCAUUUGCAAUGUAAAAUUCCUGUCGAGACAUUCACUCAUAACCGCGUUUACAAUGUGUGGUUAAAGGGAGAAAUAUUUUGAUUUUUUUCAUCUUAGUAAAUAAAUAUGUUAUAACCCUGAAGUCUGUAUAAUUAAGGAAUAAUUUAAGAAAAUGUGAUGUAAAACCAUCUUUGAACAUUCUUUAAAAAAAAAAAACUACAAAAUGUCAUGACGGCCUUUUUUAAACAUGUUUACUGGAGUAAUAUUAUUUAACUGAGGUAACAUUUAUUAAGUCUAAAUUUGUAACAAAAUUGAAGAAUCUAAUUAAAUUUUCCAAACAUGAUUUUUGAUAAACAUAAUUUAUUUUUAACUUACUAUAUAAACAUAAAAAUAAACAAGCUUUAUUAACUAUUUGUAAAAUGUUUCAUAAAUGUUAGUUCGAGUGACCAUUUAACCGAUAUUCAAAUCGUUAUGAGUAGUAUGUACCACCGGCACCUGACGUUAUUUAUUUCUAUCAGAAUUAAAUUUGAUUAUUCUAUUCUCUUCCUAAUAAACUAGAGUAUAAAUUUUCUAUCAUGAGAAAAUUAAAUAACGUCAGACGCCUGUGGUGUAUAUGUAAGUGCAUGAUUUUAGGGAUUAGUUUAAAAUAGUAUAUCAAUUAAGGCAAUAGCAUCACAUUUAUUAUUUAGUAUGUAAUAUUCAUCUGGACUUUACAUAAACCACACAUAUAUGGAUGGCAUAGCCUUCUAGAAUUAAAAGGUUAGCAUUGCACCAAAGAAAAUUGUCAAUGUUUUUUUUUGUUUUGUUUAAUAUUUUAUGAUUUUACGAGAUUAUGUCUUGCUGUAUACAAGUCAUGCUCAUAGAUAAUCACAUUGCUACAAGUUUUAACUUUAUACGUACAUAUUCUGAACAUGAUUGAAAUGUACUAGUGCGUGUGUUUGAUAUAUUGUACAUGCUUUCCUUCUGAAUACAUAGAGCUUUAUGUGUAAAACUAUAUGUAUUUAAAACAAAUACCAAUAUAUAUCGUUAUUAAACGUUUUAUACAAUAAAUUAAAAAUCUGUUAUUUGGUACAAUAGUCCUGUUGUGAAUUAACUACAACUAGCACCAAUCAAAGCAGUAGAAAUUG
Molecule: messenger RNA, 3488 nt
Organism: Magallana angulata
Lineage: Eukaryota; Metazoa; Mollusca; Bivalvia; Ostreida; Ostreidae
Product: b(0,+)-type amino acid transporter 1-like
Exons: 13
Coding region: 326-1819 (497 amino acids)
Biological process (GO): amino acid transmembrane transport
Cellular component (GO): membrane
Molecular function (GO): L-amino acid transmembrane transporter activity
Source: RefSeq, a predicted model, not a curated record